This is a messenger RNA of Peromyscus maniculatus bairdii (prairie deer mouse), 1614 nucleotides long. It is a transcript of the gene Gng8, whose product is annotated as G protein subunit gamma 8. Gene Ontology annotation, molecular function: G-protein beta-subunit binding. NCBI's taxonomy places the organism in Eukaryota, Metazoa, Chordata, Mammalia, Rodentia, Cricetidae. Gene Ontology annotation, cellular component: heterotrimeric G-protein complex. The record is from RefSeq and is a predicted model, not a curated record. Gene Ontology annotation, biological process: G protein-coupled receptor signaling pathway.
CAAAGCUACACAGAAAAACCCUGUCUCGAAAACAAACAAACAAGCAAACAAAAAAACAAAAACAAAACUGGGCGAAUGCUGAGUGAGGAAGAGAGAGACAGUGAAUGAGCAUGACAAGCAUUUGUGAUACAGACCGCGAGGCCCAGCAAAGACUAUGUACAUGACAGUGUGUGUGAGUGUGCACGUGUGCGUGCGCGUGCGUGUGUGUGUGUGUGUGUGUGUGUGUGUGUGUGUGUGAAUAGCACACCAUUGCAUUCAACAAUGUAUAAUAUCAAAAGACAGUGUGUGGGUGUGACAGGGAUUACAUGUGACUUCUGUGUGUGUAUGAGAGAGAGAACUGUAUGCAAUAUGUGUCAAGCCGGUUGAGAGCACCAGCUGCUCUUCCAGAGGUCCUGAGUUCAAUUCCUCACGCCCACAUUGCGGCUCACAACUGUCUAUGGAAUCUUAUGUGCAGGUGUACACACAGACAAGUAUACAUAAAUAAAUAAAUCUUUAAAAGAAGAAGGAGGAGGAGGAGGAGGAGGAGGAGAAGAAGAAGAAGAAGAAAUUGACCAAGAGAAAACGUGGCCACACACUUUCCACCCCUGGAAAGAAAACCAUGUGGUCCUGGAUGACACCAAGCAACGGAGCGCUUGCUUGGCAGAGAGGCUGAGCGAGUUAUUGUAUGAGAUGCUGAGAAAGCGUGGAUGAGAACUUCAGGAGAAGCCGAAACCGCACUUGUGGGUGACAGCGUACACUUUCGACACUCUGAGAUAGGGUACCUGCCUGUGCAGCGGUGCAAGCUGCUGCUGGCGGUGGCGUGCUCUGCAGUGCGAAGUCACGAGUGACAGCGGUGGGCUAGGUGUGUCGAGACCUUUGGUGGUGUGCAUUGUGUUGAGCACCAUGGCACUACUCAGUGACCUGGCGAGGUAGUGAGCAUCUCUGUGUGAGUGACUUGAGUCUGCGUACCGCUGAGAGGGUCGCUGUGAUGGGGUGAUGCUGAGGGGACUCGUUUGCAUGUGAAGGAGGGAGAGGCUGCGUGGGACGCCCAGGAGAGGCUUGCGUGCAUAAAGAUACACACCUAGAGGGUCCGUCUUUUCCUGCCAGAGAGAAAGACACGCUGGAAACAAGAGUGACUGAAAAACGGGGGAGAGAGAGAGAAAAGAAGAUACACAGCUCGGAGAGGACCCAGAGAGACAGACCUAGGGCGCGGAGACAGGUGGUGACUAGGAGGAGGAGGAGGAGGCGCUCCUGAGGGGCUGCACCCCAGGGGAGGGGGCGGGGCUGGGAAGGGGACCAGCCGCUGCCUCUCUCAGCCUCUGUCACCCGCCAGUCAUCCCAGCCCUGAGCUGCAACAGCCAUGUCCAACAACAUGGCCAAGAUCGCUGAGGCCCGCAAGACGGUGGAGCAGCUGAAGCUGGAAGUGAACAUCGAUCGCAUGAAGGUGUCGCAGGCGGCCGCUGAGCUCCUGGCUUUCUGUGAGACGCACGCUAAGGAUGACCCACUGGUGACUCCUGUCCCCGCCGCCGAGAACCCCUUCCGCGACAAGCGACUCUUUUGCACCCUGCUCUGAGCCCUCAAGACAGCUUUAUCCUCCCUCGCUGAAGCAUGAAUCCAAUAAACUUGGUGACUUGG